Tremella mesenterica DSM 1558 is the source of this 1872-nucleotide messenger RNA. RefSeq lists its product as uncharacterized. Gene Ontology annotation, molecular function: protein binding; ubiquitin protein ligase activity. Gene Ontology annotation, biological process: protein ubiquitination; negative regulation of septation initiation signaling; mitotic spindle assembly checkpoint signaling. Bases 1 to 1872 code for a protein of 623 amino acids. Gene Ontology annotation, cellular component: ubiquitin ligase complex; cytosol; mitotic spindle pole body. NCBI's taxonomy places the organism in Eukaryota, Fungi, Basidiomycota, Tremellomycetes, Tremellales, Tremellaceae. The record is from RefSeq and is a predicted model, not a curated record. The transcript is spliced from 6 exons.
AUGUCUCGUCCUGCUCAUCCAUCUCAUAUCCCUCUCCCUUCCUCACCUUUUAGAGGUAGGUCUCCAAACGGUUCACCACCGGGACAUUCCGUUAUAACAACUGCCACUCCAGCUUCUCCGACUUCACCCCGAACCUCCUUUCUCCCUCAUUUCAUGCGCACUCGUAGUCGUGCAGCUACCAUCAACCAUUCCAUAAGAGGAAGACCUAGUCCAGGCGUGGAGCUUGGUAAUCCUCUCAGUCCCGUGCAGAGCAUGCAUGGAUCCAGUGGGGUCGACACUACUCAGAUGGGUUCGAGACAAGGUUCUAAUGGAGUGGAUGGGGUCACAAGGAGUUCAUCUACGCCCGUCCAGGGUGGUCUCGCAGGCGGUGCGGCCAGUGCUAUUGACGCAAACGCCGGCCCAUCCACUUCCACCGACCAUUCGCAGUCUAAGACGUAUCGCAUCCGUCUGGUACCUCAUCUCGAAACGUCCAGGUCACUCGCAUUCGAUCCCGUUGUGAGAGAACUUCUACCCAUCGUUGUCCCACCAGGUGUCACUCCCUCGGCGGCUUCGGCAGGGAUCGACCUUACUGGACCUUUGGUCAAUGGUCGACCACCUGCUUGCCUGUUAAAGAUAGGCAGGUUUACAGAUAAGACCAUGUCGGGGCCACUGGGAAAUUCUAGAGGACCAGCACCGGCUCUGGCAAUUGCUGGAGGGGGUGGAGAUGUGGGUUCGGGGAGAGUAGCAUUUAAGAGUAAGGUCGUCAGUCGGAGUCAUGCCGAGAUUUGGUGUGAGCCGGGGGGAAAGUUCUUCAUCCGCGAUACGUCCAGUAGCUCGGGCACAUUUCUCAACCAUAUUCGACUCUCUAGUCCUAGCACCGAAUCCCGGCCCACGCAAAUCAAUGACGGGGACAUUCUGCAACUGGGAGUGGAUUAUCAAGGUGGUCACGAGGAUCAGUUUAGGUGUGUCAAGAUGAGGGUCGAGUUGGGGAGAGAAUGGCAAAGGGCGGCGACCGAGUUCAACACUAACGCUCUCAAACAACUCAAAGCGCUCGGCGGUCAACCCGAAACACCCAGCAGCAAAGGCAAAGCGCCGGACCUCAGCCCUCAAUCCACACGCAAAGGCAAAGCGAGCGUCACCGACUGUUGCAUUUGUUUGUUCUCGGUCACAGUGUGCCAAUCACUGUUUAUCGCGUCACGAACAUUCGCAAACCUCGAAGAAGACGUCGAAGCCGAAGACGCCUGGGAGAAUGCCUCUCGUCGAGCAUCCGUCAUCUCCCGCAGACUUUCGAACCACUCCGCCCGUCUGUCAGCACCACAAGACCCCGUUCCACCCAUCCCCACCGCCGUCCCACCUCAUGAAAACCACGUGAACCACCAAAUGACCGGAAGCACAAGUAUCAGCUCUGAAGAAGGUAAUCACACUGCCAAUGGCGACACUGGACUCGCACUCGCUCGUCAAUCUACAGCUGUCGCUCCUGCCCCUUCCAGUCCGCGAAGUGACGUGGAUAUGAUAUCUGUUCCGGAAGAUCAAGCUCUGGAUGUACUGCGUCUCAAUGCGGACCCGGCUUUGAGAGGUUCACUAGAAGCGGUGAGAGAUCCUUCGGUUUUGGUGGAUGCGUUACCGAUCGUUGAUAACCGGGAAGAAUUCGGAAGUCUCAGUCAAGCUGCAACACCGAUGAACGAUACUUUCCUGUCGACGUUGGCUCCGGGGAUGCAUCAGAGGUUGGAUUUGGCUCAACAGCUUGUGAAUGGGAAUGGUGGUGUGGCUCAACAAUUCUUGGAUGGAAACAUGCCGGUGGGCGGUGUGGGUCAACAGGUGAAUGAAAAUGCGGCGAGAGAGGUAGAGGUGGAAGGAAGAGGGAGGGAGGAUAUGGAUAUGAUGUUUACUUGA